This is a messenger RNA of Cladophialophora immunda, 2161 nucleotides long. RefSeq lists its product as uncharacterized. The coding region runs from base 46 to 2076 and encodes 676 amino acids. The record is from RefSeq and is a predicted model, not a curated record. The transcript has a single exon. Lineage: Eukaryota; Fungi; Ascomycota; Eurotiomycetes; Chaetothyriales; Herpotrichiellaceae.
GUCGAUUUCGCAGGAACUAGCAGUACUUGAGAACCUGUAUACAUCAUGAAGAGACCUCCCGGGGCCUCCUCUGGCCGUCGAAUCGAGGCCUUUCUCGACAACUUCUUCUUCUGCCCCUCUUGUACAAGCUGGCGAAGGACCAGGCCUCUGCGGUGGACAGCUCCCACUACGUCCAGCAGCAGAACCAGAAACAGCAAUCGUCGGCAUGCCUCAACCUCCUCCGGCACUCUGACCUCCACCACCGCCGUGAAUGCGCAGAAGCCCGUCCCUGUGCGGUAUAGACCUCUUUAUGAGUCCCUUCUCAACGUACGAAAAAAGGCGUCCGCGCAGGUAAACCUCAGUCGACUACAACUUGCCCUUCAAGGGCUCGAGUCCGAAUCUCCGGUGACUAGGGUUGCUGUUUUGGGAUUGAAUGUACAAGAUACAGCAAGCAAGGUAGUCAGGCUACUGCUUGCGGACGCUUUGGAAGACGAAGGAAGCUGGGAGGAGGAGUUGGUCAAAAAUGCUAGCAACGGAGACUUCAGUCGAGGCGUCUUGAUACGUUAUGGACGGGCACCGAACUCAAAUCUCCCUCAGCCGAAGACAAGCAUCCCAGUACUGCACGUUCCGUCGAACGUACUCGAGAGGAACAAUAUCGAGAUACUGAUAUCGAGCAUCAGGGGGCCCCGAAAUGGCGAGCUAUUGCAAGGCGCGCAAACAGUGACCUCAGAUGCGUUCCUGUCACCUUCGAUCGGGACCCCCACCGCCGCGACUGGAAGACAGACGACGAUCAGCCAACCCGUGCAUAGCUGUUUGCUGGUCACGAAAGGACUCGACGGGCUCAUGCUGGCUGCAGAAUUGUUGGCAUCUACCAAUUUCACAGCACUGGAAGACCGGGAAUCUGUGAGCUUGGUAGUGGACCUGAAAGACUUCAAGGAGAAAGGCCACGGACAGGUCAUGGUUGUGGAUGCUACAAAAGCGGAGGACGGACUGGCAGCAAUUCGAAGAUCUGUAGCUGAAGCAACCGAAUACGAACACAAAUGGGUCGACUCAGGCAUGCCCAUAUUGUCAGGCUGGCUCACACUGGCCUCUGCUGCAAGAUCUGAAGGACCUAUCCCGGCACCUGUGAAGGCAUUGAUUUCCUCUUUACUGACAACUGCAAUGAGCAACUUGCAAGUUGAAGCUUCAUUGGAAGCUCGAUCGAAUGCAGCUCGAAGUUUGAGCCUGGCGACACGAGCCAACCUCGAGGAAGCCAUCGAAGGAUUCUCUCGUAAUGCCCACCAAGAGCUCCAGUCUGGGCUCGCCUCAGCUUGGAGCUCCCACAACUGGCGCAAGUUGGCUUGGUACAAGCUGUUCUGGCGCGUGGAUGACGUGGGUUUGAUCAUUACGGACCUUAUCACUAACGCAUGGCUUCCCCGUACUGAGCGCGCGGUUUAUGAACUGUCGGGUCGGCUGUCUCAGGCGGGCAUUUCGCCAAUGGAUGCCUUGCCUUCACUGCCAGAGGGAGAAAACCUCAUAAUGUCGCGAGCAAAACUAGACCGUCUGACAGAGCCCACGCCAGUGCUACAGGCGCAAGCCAGCAUUGCGACCGAACCUCCUGUGCGGGCAGUCCUGAUCAACCCCACGGGAACCGCUGAGGUGGAGAUGGUCCCUAUUCCUCAACCCAUGCCUUUGUCUUCAUCGAUAUCCAGUACUCGUUCUGAGCAAAUGCAACGUGCGAUUGCGGAUCUCACCAGCACGGCUCAGCAGAUUGUGCUCAAAACCCUUUCGAUUACAGGUCUAUCCGGCGGACUCUCGGCUCUGACCUACCUUUCCAUCACACCAGGUAGCAUGUAUGAGGCUGGCACCAUAGCAGCGCUGGGUACAGCCUAUGCCUUGUGGCGGAUGCAGGGAGACUGGUUUAAGGCCACAAAGGCAUUGGAACACAGCUUGUAUGACGAAGGCAGAACUGUCAUUCAGAGAAUUGUGGGCAGGAUGGAGGAGCUGGUUGACAAUGCUAGUCGAGUUGUGGAGGAUGAGGUCGAACUGCAGAGUCGACGUCAAGCCGAGGAUGCUGUAGCGAGAGCCAGGGAGGAACUGGAUCGACUUCAGAAGUGAUCGGUUGGAUUCCAAUCGGUGAUAGUAUCUUCCCAAAAGUUGGAAAUCAAUCGCAAGUUCGUUCACCCCAAAGUCAAGUUAUCUC